GGUUGAUUCUAAAGUACUAUCGAGAUUAUCGACGACGUGCACGAGUAAUGCAGCCUAACGAAACCACUUAGGAGAAUUGCGGAUUUAAUAGUUGGUAUCUUCUAACACACGGGUGUGAGCUGAAUGGCGAUCAAAACCGAAGACUAUACUUUCAUGCUAUUACCGCACUUAUAUUCGCAGCUUCGGUACCCUGAAGACCUGAAGUAACAAUAUCAGUAGAGUGACUACGAAAAAUGGUAAAACUUCGAAAAUGCCACUAGAUAAUGGAAUAAAAGUUGUCGGUGGUGGUUUAUCAACAGAUAUGCUACAGUCGGAGUGAAAAGUAAAUAAAUGCUAAUGUCAAAUGAACAUAAGGAGGUGUUGAAUCAUAACUACGUACUUGAAACUUCGACGAAGAGAAUAUUUGUAGAGUGAUGAGCGGACCUAUCAAUAUGAAUUGGCUGAGUUCGGCCGAAGGAGAGUCCUUGCUGCAUCACUUUUACGAUCAAACGCUGAAAAAACGACGGUUCUACGGAAUUCUAGAGAGACCAGCGUUACCAUCAUCCAUUGAAGAAGUUAAUUAUAAAAUUUUUAUGAUUGGGAGACCGGGUGUUGGAAAAACGUCGGUGGUCGCUCGAUUUCUCGGGAUUGCUGGGAGCGAGAAUGUAACUUCGGAAAUUGGGGGAAUUCGAAAGACAACUGUCUAUUGGCCUGUAAAAAUUUGGGAUAAAGUUGUUUUGUUUAAAUUAAGUUUUUGGGAUACUUCGGAAAGCAGUAUAAAGAAAUAUAAUCAUGUUCUGCCUGCAUGUAAAGACAAAGUGGAUGCCAUUUGCUCAGUAUUUUCCUUUGAAGAUUCAGCGAGCUUCACCGACAUUCCAUACCUCAUGAACUCCAUGAAUGGCAUCAAAGAGAAACCUGCAAAAGUAGUAAUUGGAACAAGAUACAAACCCUGGUCAACAUUAUCAGUAACUGACAUCCAAAUCAAAGAAUUCGAGAACAAAUGGAAGAUGAAGGUAAUUAAGAUCGACGUUAAUAAAGCCUCAGCGAGACCGGAGAUCUUCGACGUUGCUUAUCAGUUGAAUUCACUCUGUAAAUCAUUAUGGAAUAGAGAUCAAGAGUUUAUCACUAAGCAAAUUAUUCAGGUUUGAGAUUCUUAAUUCCAUCAGGACGGUGACAAUUUGGCAAGUGGAUCGAUUAAACAGUAAAGACCGACAAUUGAUGAAAUCAAGCCCAAAAGACCG
This is a messenger RNA of Fopius arisanus, 1220 nucleotides long. RefSeq names its product REM2- and Rab-like small GTPase 1. Lineage: Eukaryota; Metazoa; Arthropoda; Insecta; Hymenoptera; Braconidae. The transcript has 5 exons. Gene Ontology annotation, molecular function: GTPase activity; GTP binding. The coding region runs from base 414 to 1127 and encodes 237 amino acids. The record is from RefSeq and is a predicted model, not a curated record.